Messenger RNA from Suncus etruscus (white-toothed pygmy shrew), 3075 nucleotides. It is a transcript of the gene MIB2, whose product is annotated as MIB E3 ubiquitin protein ligase 2. Gene Ontology annotation, molecular function: zinc ion binding; protein binding; ubiquitin-protein transferase activity. Lineage: Eukaryota; Metazoa; Chordata; Mammalia; Eulipotyphla; Soricidae. The transcript is spliced from 18 exons. Gene Ontology annotation, cellular component: cytoplasm. The record is from RefSeq and is a predicted model, not a curated record. Bases 229 to 2964 code for a protein of 911 amino acids. Gene Ontology annotation, biological process: protein ubiquitination.
UCCCGUGGGCCGCGCCCCACCUCCCCUGCCUGGUCCCCGGGUCUGAUGUGGGAUUGAGCAGCCCUGGGCCCUCAGGAGGCCAACAGCCGUUCCCAACCGUCUUCCCCAGGUCCGCUGCCCGGCCGGCUGUGGGUCCUGGGUCGCAGAUGUUCAGAGCCUGGCAGGAAAGCCCGGUGGUCGGUGCCCGCGCCCCUGGACUCUAACUCUCUAGGCCCGUCCUUACCCACCAUGGACCCAGACCCCCAGGCAGGCGUGCAGGUGGGCAUGCGCGUGGUCCGAGGCGUGGACUGGAUGUGGGGCCAGCAGGACGGCGGCGAGGGGCUCGUGGGCACGGUGGUGGAGCUCGGCCGCCAUGGGAGCCCGUCCACUCCGGACCGCACGGUGGUGGUGCAGUGGGACCACGGCAUCCGCACCAACUACCGCGCUGGUUACCAGGGCGCGCAUGACCUGCUGCUCUACGACAACGCCCAGAUCGGCGUGCGUCACCCGAACAUCAUCUGUGACUGCUGCAAGAAGCACGGGCUUCGGGGCAUGCGCUGGAAGUGCCGCGUGUGCUUCGACUACGACUUGUGCACCCAAUGCUACAUGCACAGCAAGCACGACCUGGCCCACGCCUUCGAGCGCUACGAGACGGCCCACUCUCGCCCGGUGCCGCUGAGCCCCCGGCAGGGCCUCCCGAGGACCCAGCUGAGGGGCAUCUUUCAGGGCGCAAAGGUGGUGCGGGGCCCUGACUGGGAGUGGGGCUCCCAGGACGGUGGGGAGGGGAAGCCAGGCCGAGUGGUGGACAUCCGGGGCUGGGACGUGGAGACGGGGCGGAGCGUGGCCAGCGUCACCUGGGCGGACGGCACCACCAACGUGUACCGCGUGGGCCACAAGGGCAAGGUGGACCUGAAGUGCCUGGUCGUGGCGCCUGGCGGCUUCUACUACAAGGAGCACCUUCCCCGGCUAGGCAAACCAGCGGAGCUGCAGCGCAGGGUGAGUGUGGACGGGCAGCCCCUCCAGCACGGGGACAAGGGCAAGUGCACGCUGGACUCGGACACCCUGCGAGACCUGCAGGAAGGCCACGGUGGGUGGAACCCCAGGAUGGCGGAGCGCCACUCCUUCUGGGUGGGCGACGUGGUGCGGGUCAUCGACGACCUGGACACAGUGAAGCGGCUGCAGGCCGGGCACGGAGAGUGGACUGACGACAUGGCCCCCGCCCUGGGCCGCGUCGGUCGAGUGCUCAAGGUGUUCGGAGAUGGCAACCUGCAGGUGACUGUUGGCGGUCAGCUGUGGACCUUCAGCCCCUCCUGCCUGGUGGCCUACCGCCCCCAGGAGGACGCCAACUUGGAUGUGGCCGAGCGCGCCAGGGAGAACAAAAGUUCACUGGGGGUUGCCCUGGAAAAGCUCCGGGCCCAGAAGAGUGAUACGGAGCGUCCCGGGAGGCUGGUGGUGGAGGCGGCGUUGGGCGACAUGGCCAGAGCUCUGGACAUGCUGCGGAGACACCCAGAACAGGUGGACACCAAGAACCAGGGCAGGACGGCCCUGCAGGUGGCUGCCUACUUGGGUCAGCUGGAGCUGGUGCGGCUGCUGCUCCAGGCUCGCGCCGGUGUGGACGUCCGGGACGAGGAGGGCCACACCGCCCUGCACUACGCGGCCCUGGGGAACCAGCCUGAGGCCGCACGGGUGCUGCUGAGCGCAGGCUGCCAGCCUGACGUCAUCAGUGGCACCCGCAGCGCCCCGCUGCACCUGGCCGUGCAGCGGGGCUUCCUGGAGGUGGUGCGGGUCCUGUGUGAGCACGGCUGCGACGUCAACCUGCCCGACGCCCAUGCGGACACGCCCCUGCACUGUGCCAUCUCGGCGGGCGCUGGUGCCAGCGGCAUCGUGGAGGUCCUCACGGAGGUGCCCACCACUGACGUCAUGGCCACCAACAGCCAAGGCUUCACCCUGCUGCACCUCGCGGCCCUCAAGGGCCACACGCUAGCCGUUCGGAGGAUCCUGGCACGGGCACGGCAGCUGGUAGACGCCAAGAAGGAUGAUGGCUUCGCUGCGCUGCACCUGGCGGCCCUCAACAACCACUGCGAGGUGGCCCAGAUCCUCAUCCGAGAGGGCCGCUGCGAUGUGAACGUCCGCAACCGAAAGCUGCAGACGCCGCUGCAUUUGGCAGUGCAGCAGGCCCACGUGGGGUUGGUGCCCUUGCUGGCGGCCGCCGGGUGCAGCGUCAACGCGGAGGACGAGGACGGGGACACGGCCCUGCACGUGGCCUUGCAGCGUCACCAGCUGCUGCCCCUGACAGCUGGUGGGGCAGUGCCACUGCUGUCCAGGCUCCAGGCCUCCGGCCUCCCGAGCAGCACCGAGCUGUCGGUGGGCAUAGCGCUGGCCUGCUUCUUGGCUCUGGAGGGCGCCGACGUGAGCUACACCAACCACCGUGGCCGCAGCCCCCUGGACCUGGCCACUGAUGGCCGCACGCGCAAAGCCCUGCAGGGCUGUGCCCAGCGCUUCAGGGAGCGGCAGACCGGUGGGGGGCCCGUGGCCCCAGGCCCCAGGAUCACCCCCAACACCAUGACCAACCUGCACGUGGCUGCCGCGUCGGGCCCCGAGGCCGCCGAGUGCCUGGUGUGUUCCGAAUUGGCCCUGCUGGUGCUCUUUUCGCCCUGCCAGCACCGCACGGUGUGCGAGGAGUGCGCGCGCAGGAUGAAGAAAUGCAUCAGGUGCCAGGUGCCCAUCGCCAAGAAGCUGCGCCCAGACGGCUCCGAGGUGGCGGGCCCUGUGCCCCAGGCCGGGCCGCCUCGCGCGCUGGUGGAGGAGCUGCAGAGCCGCUACCGGCAGAUGGAGGAGCGCAUCACCUGCCCCAUCUGCAUCGACAGCCACAUCCGCCUGGUGUUCCAGUGCGGACACGGUGCCUGUGCGCCCUGCGGGGCGGCGCUCAGCGCGUGUCCCAUCUGCCGCCAGCCGGUGCGCGACCGCAUCCAGAUCUUCGUGUGAACCCGCCUGUCCGCCUGCCCCGAGCCGCCGCUUCCACUCCCGCCGCCGCCACCGCCGUCCCGCCCCGUCCCGUCCCGGCGCUUCUUGUGUUUUAUAAAAAAGAUUCUCGGA